AUGACUUCUAUGCUUCAUUCACCUCGUCAUUCAAUAUUUUAUAUGAAUGAUAUUCAAGAUUUACUUAAAAAUCAAUCUGAAAAUUCUUUUAUUACUUUAGCAACAUAUCCAUCAUCAUCAACAACAACAGGAUCACAAUAUUCUAAUAUGCGUGUUACUCAACGUCUUCAUCGUUAUCGAUCAAUGAAAAAACAAUGGCAAGAAGUAGCAACUUUUAUUCAAAGUAAUUCAUCUGUAUUUUCAACAUAUACAUCUUCCGUAUUAUCUUCAAAUGUUUUACCAAUAACACAAAAAUCAACUAUUGAAUCGAAAGAUUAUUAUAAUAAUGAUUGUAUUAAUACAACAAUAGCAAUCAAAGAUAUCAAUGAAGGAAAUUCUAUUGAUCUUGAUCCAUUAUAUUCAAGAAUUCAACAAGAUUUAAUUAAAUUAAGAAAAAUAAUUAAAAAUAAUCAAAAUAAAUUUCAAAAUAAUAAUUCUCUUCUACCAUUAUCUAACAUUAGAUCAUUCACAAAAACAGUAAGUUCAAAAUCCUGUCUAUAA
This is a messenger RNA of Adineta steineri, 540 nucleotides long. The record is from the annotation of a GenBank genome assembly. NCBI's taxonomy places the organism in Eukaryota, Metazoa, Rotifera, Eurotatoria, Adinetida, Adinetidae.